Messenger RNA from Eurytemora carolleeae, 13188 nucleotides. RefSeq lists its product as uncharacterized. The coding region runs from base 1519 to 12501 and encodes 3660 amino acids. Lineage: Eukaryota; Metazoa; Arthropoda; Copepoda; Calanoida; Temoridae. Gene Ontology annotation, cellular component: extracellular region. Gene Ontology annotation, molecular function: neurohypophyseal hormone activity. The transcript has 51 exons. The record is from RefSeq and is a predicted model, not a curated record.
AAAGACUUCAAGUACUGUUUUCCGAGAAUGUUUAAAGGCUUCAAGUUCUGUUUUCCGAGAAUGUUUAAAGGCUUGAAGUUCUGUUUUCCGAAAAUGUAUAAAGGCUUCAAGUUCUGUUUUCCGAGAAUGUUUAAAGACUUCAAGUUCUGUUUUCCGAGAAUGUUUAAAGGCUUCAAGUUCUGUUUUCCGAGAAUGUAUAAAGACUUCAAGUUCUGUUUUCCGAGAAUGUAUAAAGGCUUCAAGUUCUGUUUUCCGAGAAUGUAUAAAGACUUCAAGUUCUGUUUUCCGAGAAUGUAUAAAGACUUCAAGUUCUGUUUUCCGAGAAUGUUUAAAGGCUUCAAGUUCUGUUUUCCGAGAAUGUUUAAAGACUUCAAGUUAGCUAUAUUUUCUUGCUUGAUCUUAAAGGGACUGUUAAGGAAAAAUGAAAGGGGGUAUACGCUGAAACCUAUUUAAUUUAGGGGUUGAUCAAGAACUAAAAGAGUUCUAUUUGAUGUUCCUUUGACAAGCAAUCAGUAUAAAAAUGUGUCAAAGUUAUUCCAAAACUUAUGUAUAUGAGAUUUUGUAUAUGAAUAUUAAAGAAUGUAAGAAAACUAGCCAGUCUCUCCGGAUAAACGGUGUACAAAAUAAACACGAGCAACUCUAUCUGCUCAACCCGAUUAAUACAAGGAUUUGUACAUUUAACUAACUAUUGAGUCUAAAGAUUACUAGUGCUCGGAACAGUAUAACGGUCAGCGCAUUUUCAAAUCAAAAUAUAUUGAUCAGUUUACAAGUUAUAUUUAUAUUUGUCACCAGCAAAUAUACAACUGAUCUGAAAACUAUGAUAACUAAGAGGAGCCUGAAGAACUUAGGUUUGCUUCUGUUAAAAUUUUAUAAUUAAAAUUUUUCUUCUUUUAAAGAUAUAAUUGAUAAUAUAAUUGAAACGUCUGUAUCAUCCGAAUGAUCCGAAUGUUUACCAAUGGCAAUGCAGUAUCUUGGUCACGUGUCUCCGUCUGUAUCAUCACAUGACAUUGGUACUGCACUGUGCGACUGCGCUAAAUUUUAAAUCCUUAUUGCCAGAUGUUCUUGACAAUAUAUAUAAAUACCUGUAAAACUAUUUAUACUUCAGUUAGUCCCGGGCUAGCCCUAGCUAACUCACUUACAAUUUAAUAAAAUCCCAUUUAUGAAAUUGAUUCAUAUUCUUGUUUUAUUUUCUUUCUAUUAACAAAACUAAUGAGAAAUUAUAGAUGAUUUAAAAGUUCUUUUACUAUUUGUAAGAGUCAGUGGUUAUGUGAUCUCCAUGUGGUGGAGGAGAUAGUUCGUUGUCUCUCAGCAGUUUUAGCGCAGCAGAAAAAUUUCCUGAAUAAGUAAAUCUGUAAUUGAAAAAGGGUACUCUACUGUCAUUGAUGGAACUUCUGGUCAUGUGAUACGGACGUAGUCAGACUCCUAGGCGAUGUAUUAUUGAACCGGUCAGGAUUGGGUAAAAUUCUGUUACCGAAAUGGAGGCCUUCGAAAAUUAACGGAUAUUAAAAAACGUGUACAAUGACGGGUUGUACAGCAAGACUGCUCUGUCUAGUACAGGCGGGGCAGUGUCCGGAAACUAGUUUGACCAGUUUACUGCUCCUGCUGCUGCUAGCUGGGCAGGCGCUGGCGGGUAACUUCUACUUCUCCCCAUGGGAGGCUGGGUACAGGAAAGACAGAUUGUUGGAUGAUUGGUACGAUAUGGACUACCUUGGAUCCCCAGCCUUGACGGUCAACCUCUCCAUGAGAUCUUUAGAUUAUCUUCUGGAAAUGGAAUUGAUGGGUUCAGGGCCUGUAGGAUAUUCCAAAUCAAAGAGAAAAUGUAGACCUGUCUGGUCCAGCAUGGAUUUCCUCAUUAUAACAUCAAGUCGGACUUCUGUUUUCCGGUUCCCUGACCAAGAGUUAUUGCGACCAGACGGGAAGUGUGGAGAGGGGUAUCCUGCUCCAGGUACCGAUAUUCCAGCUGGGUGUGAUAGAUCAAGCACUAACAAAUGCUGUUCUGCUUCCAACCAGUGCGGAACUGAUUGUAGCUGCGAAGGCUGUAUUAAUUAUGAUUCAGUCCAAGAUAAAAGAACCUUUGAGUACAGAGUAUUAACCAUUGCAACAGCUGAAGAGUGUGCUCGAAGAUGCAUGCAGUCCCCAGCCUGUGAUAUGUUCUUCAAUGAUGCUACUACUUGCCUGUUUUAUCCAAACAUUAAACUUAAAGGCAGAUUACUUAAACAGGUUGCUGAUGAGUAUGUUGUUCCAAGAUAUUAUCUGCGCAUGUUUGUUCUUGAAUGUGAUGACAGUCAAGCCAACAUAUUGGAGAAUAACGAUUGGGAGAUAACACCUGCUUCAGCUCCAUGGACUGAAACCUUAACAUGUUCUGGAGAAGGGGAUACCAGUGUGUACAGUGGUACUAGGAAGGAAACCCACUUUAAGGCCAUGCUCCCAGCCUGUCCAUCUGGAUGGUGGGAUUUUGAAGGAAAACAAUGUAUUUUCAACUCGGAAGAUCAAACAGUAUAUAAACCCACAGAGUGGUAUUAUCACAACCCCUGCAGAUAUCUGAGACAUGGAAGCGCAAUUUCAUUGGAAAGCAAGUCCAAAUAUGAUUUCAUACAAAGCAAGCUUCCUGCAAGUAAUGUUCCAUGUCAGACUGUUACUCUGCCUGCUGAUCCAGAUCAGUAUCAAACGGGAACAUGUCCAGAUCCCAGUCAGGCUAAAAAGUACAAAUAUCUUUGGACCUCUGCCCAAGAUAUUUGGGAUGAAGAUAAGUUUUACUAUCAAAGUGGAAAUGGUAGGCCAAUGCCUGGGUUUUCAUAUGCUCAAUGGUUCCCAGGGCAACCAAAUAAUGGGGGAGAUACCACACCAGUUGAAAAGGCACCUAAUGGGAAUUGGGAAAUCCAAAAAGAUCGUCCAGGAGAGAACUGUAUUGCUUAUGAAGUAUUGACUAGCACAAUUGAUGACCGACCCUGUCAUGACAAAUACCCAGCACUCUGUGAAAGUGACAAAGUGCUUUCUGCACUGGGUGGCUCAAUGGAAGGCUAUGAUAUUGAGCAUGCUGGCACUUGUAAUGCAGCCUUUUCCUAUACAAUUUCAAGAAUACUUACUCUUGAAGAUACAGAAAUAACAGCUGAAUUCAUUCAAUCCUUCAACCCUCAUGGAUUUCUCAAAGUUUGGGUCAGGUUUGUCAGCAUUGAAAAUGCUUCUGCUUCAGCUUCAAUAACAGCAACUGUCACAGAUUCUUCAUAUUCAACAUUUAAAAAAUCAAUAAAAGUUGAUCGUAAUCUAAAAACGGAGAGUUUCCCAGUUAUUGUACCUCUUGCUCUACUACUAAGGUUUCCACUGGAUAUCAAAGUGAGUGCUAUCACUGAUGGAAGUGGAACUGUUAUGAUCUCCCCAAUAGAGCUCAUAAUUGAACAACCAAUAAAUAUUGGUUGUUUUCAAAUGAGUUCUGGUGAACAAGAGACUCAGCUUGGAUCCAUCCAAGACUGUCUCAUUCAUUGUCAUAAUAUUAAAAUGCGUUUUGCUGUCAUGAUCUCUGGUGACAAGUGCAGCUGUAUAAGCGAAAUCAAUCAUGAUGAUUUUGAGGAACUACCUCAUGGAAGAUGCAAUAGAACUUGUGUGGAUUACACUUUAUUCCCCUGCGGAGGAAUUAAUGCUGCAUCUCUAUACACAGCAGAUUGUGAAGAUGGAUUUCUGAGAUAUGGAAAUCGGUGCUACAAAGACAAAGGUGCAAGUCUUAUGACUCUUGCAGGAAGUUGCUAUUCUGAUGGAGCUGAUGUUUGGGCUCCUAGGUCUUUGGGUGAAGCAGAAGUAAUAACCUCUCUUAUUGGAAGUGUAAAUGAUGUCUACCAUUUUGGCACACAAUCUGCCACUCGUGGGAUAGUAACACAUCUGGAUGGCACAGUAUUUGUUGCCUUUUAUCCAUUAUUCAGUUCAUCUGUGGAAUGGGAUGGUGGAAUUAAACCAGCAGAGCCACUUCCGACCACUAUCUUUCAACAUUGGUCUUCAAACAAGAUACACAGCACAGUAUACACCUCAAAUGUUUCAACAAUAGCUUACUCACACAAUGUUGUUGGUCAGAUAGUGUGUGAAAAACCUAUUGUUGACAGUUAUGGAAACAAGAAGAUCCUUGGUUCCAAGUAUGUUGAAUACAAAUUUUAUGAUGCUGGAGUUGAGUCUCUCAUAGAAGACCCAUCAAUACUUCCAGAAGAACAAGGAGUACCAAUCCGAUUAGAAAUGCUUAAAGGAUCUUGGGCAGGAAAGUGGUUUGAAAUCAGAUUCAAUGAGAGUAUUGUUUUAAACUCAAUUCUGCUAACAAUGAAAAAAGAUUUUUAUAUAAGAACAUUUGGAAUCAGGGUCCCUAUAAUGGUAAAGAAUCAACCAGACUUGAUGUAUUAUAAAAUCUGGACACAUCGCACAAUUGGAGCCACUACAAAUGAUGUUGACGAUCCUAUCAAAAAGAAAAUACCAAUGCCAGAUCCUGUAAUUGUGGACAGGAUACAAUUUCAGAUAUCUUCUACUUCUCAAAUAGUAAAGAUGCGAAUGGAAUUAUUUGGAUUAAAAUUGACAGAUAUUAUUCCUAAGGAUUACUUUAAGGCUGGUGAAUUAAGUCUAGGAAAGGAGUUUGUUACAUCUAGCAAAAAUAUCAAGCUCAGCACCAAUAUUUGUCCACAUGGUGGAAUCCAUAUUUCAGGAACAGUCAAAACUCCCCCAAACAUGGACACAGAAGGAUUAACAAUUAAAAUCAAAGCUGUCGACAAAUCAGAUCUUCUAAGUGUGGCACUUAUAUUCUCGAGUUCUGAAAUCAAGAUACAGAUAGAUUAUUCAGAGAAUGUCAUCUCUCCAGCUAUUCAAUAUGGAGAAAUUGUUGAUGUUUACAUCACAUGCAAACAUUCAAAUUUUGAGGUGUAUGUGAACAACCACCACCAAGGAUUUUCGAAGUCAAGCUAUUCUGAUGGGGAAAUUAGUCCAGAUUCCGUUGACAUCACUUUUGAUUCAUCUGUGAUCAUGAAUAUUCUUUUUGAAACAUUAGGCAAUGAUAUAUCAAUGUUCACUCCACCAGAUCGUGCAAAUAGAUUGGGUUGCAAUGGAACGGUUUGCCACAAGGUGUUGGCUCAUAAGGGAAAAAUCCUGCAAGUCUAUUCCACCCCAAAUAAACAAAAGAUAACUUACCUGACAGGGGAACCUAGCUGGAGGUGCCACCGAACUCCGACAUACAACUUGAAAUGUAAUAUUGUUGGAUUUAACUGGCACACAACUAAAAUGGUUGAACCUGGUCUCCCAACUACUUCUGUUUGCCCUGAAACAGAUGGAAAUGUUGGCGUCGCUGCCCAAUGUGUCAGAGUAAUCAAGCCCCUAUAUUCCUAUCUAGAUGCUGUCAAAGCUUGUGAGACACAUCUAGGAUUGGUGGCUCCUCCAAUUGAUACCAUUCAGUCAACGAUUUUAGGGGUGUAUGCCCAGAGUAUCGGCAUUGAUUCUUUUUGGAUUGGAGUGACUAAAACCAAUGGCAUUUGGUUAAAAACCAAUGGUGAAAUUUUGUCAAAUUAUGAAAUUCAACUUACAAACAACAGCUCUGCUGGUGACUGCAUGAUUGCUGACAAAGAUUUAAAUUACAAACACAAGAUUGUAGACUGCAGUUUACAGUUUUCACACUUCUGUUCCAUCAGCCCAAAUUGCCCUGCUAAUUACACUUGGGUUCCUGAAAUGGGGCGUACAUGCUUACGUAUUGGGGAAUCUCCAGGAACUGUGAAUAGUCGUAUUGACUAUUUUUCAGGGGACAAAUAUUGUGCAAGAAGUGGAACAAGACUGUUUACACCACAUACUCCAGAAGAGCUCAAUACCAUGAUGAGAUGGCUCAAUACUCGGAGAAAUGAGUAUAGUCAUGAUUUUGAUGUGCUUCUAGGUUGGAAAGGAAAUACACAGGGCUAUAACAGGACAUUGUUUCGGUCUCCGUUUAAAAUGAAACCAUCAAGUUUAUCUGAAAUACAAAAUAUUUUAUCCAUGGAAAACAUAACUGAAAAAUGCUUCAGAGUUGGACCUGCCUCAAGUAAAACACCAACCAUUUACAACAAUACAUGCAUUGAUUUUACAAUAGUUAGGUAUGAUGCAAAUGCUGUUCGUCCAAGACGUUGGGACCCAGACAUAAGAACCAUUUGUCAGUUUACUGAAUGUUUGACAACAGAUAAUCGAAUAUGUAAAUUUCCUUUCAAAUAUAAAGGAAGACUUUAUGAUACAUGUAUAACAAUUGACUCAGCUUUUCCAUGGUGUAGUCUCUCUGUUGAUGAAAAAAGAAAUCACAUAGAUCAUGUUAGCAACCAAGGCCGCUGUCAAGAAUCCUGUUUUGUUCAAAACUGUCCUGUUGGGUUUUUCUCUCAUGAAGACACAUGCAUACAUCUUUCAGCUAGAACUUACUCUGAUGUAACUAAUAACAUAGAUGAUGCUGAAGCACAAUGUGUGUCUAAGGGAGCUCGUCUUUACCAACCAAGAGAUUACACAAGCUUUGAAAGUUUAAAGAGCAUGGAAAAUGAAUUUCUAAAACCAGGUUCUCCGCUGUUUUAUUAUUAUUCUACAAAAUCUUUUACUAUUCUGGGUGCAUAUACAGAGAGGGUGUACCCUGGGUUACAGAUUCUAUAUAUGGAUGGAACUAGAGCAUAUAUGAUCGAGAAAAAAAUCUUUUUACAAGGCCCAUUAAAGUCAUCCACAAUAUCGAAUGUGAACAAAUUUACUGGGAAAGCUUGUGUUAUGAUGGAUGAUGGCGGAUUUCUUUCUUUAGAACGUUGUUCAACAUCAUUUUAUUUAGCCUAUAUUUGUGAAGCUAAGACAAUUUUGACUGUUAAAGGACCAGAGAAAAACACAUCUUGUCAUUUUCCUUUCAAGAUAGAAAGCAGUGACAACAUGAUAAGCUCUUGUAUCAUAAAUGAAAACACAGGUGAUCCUUGGUGUGCUACUAAAGUUGAUGAGAAUGGAGUCAUGAUCCCUGAAAAGUGGGGAACAUGCAUUGAUGAAAGAAAAAUUACAUACAGGGGGAGUGGGGAUGGAAAUAAUUGUGAUUUUCCUUUUUUGUAUGAUCGGGUUUGGUAUGAAAAGUGCAUGUAUGGCGACAAAGAUGAGAUCUGGUGUCCAACCAAACUUAAUCCAACAAGAGAAUUUAAUGAAACAAUUGAUGAGUUUGCAUAUUGCACUGAAUUUAUGGGGUCUUCUGGAGGUGAAUGUUCUCCUAAUUAUGACAAAGUAAAUGGUUUAUGUUUGAGAGUUUCUCCUCUACCAGAAACGUUUACGGAUUCUGCAUCAAAGUGUGAAAAGGAGGGGGCUUCCUUAUUGACUAUCGACAGCUUCACUCCCAUUCACCAAAUUAAAGAGUACAUUCAACUUUUGUCUGUUACAAAGACAUUUUUUGAGAAAGAAUAUGCUCCAGAUCUUUCUUCCUAUUGGGUUGGAGGAAUUGUUAAAGACUUCAAAUGGAGGUGGAUGUCCAAUAGUAAAAACUUUACAUCAUACUCUAAUUGGAAGAAUGGAAAAGAAAGUUCAGGAUGCUUAGCAUCAAUUUGUACUGACAACUAUGGCUUAACAAUUGAAAGUGGAACAUUUAACUGGGUUGCAGAAGACAAAGCCAAACUGAAGCCAUAUAUCUGUGAGUCUAAUUGUAAAUUUGGGUACAAGUGGCAUUCCAAUGUAAAGAAAUGCUUGAGAGUUACAGGUCUUGCUGGUGCAGUUUCUUAUACUACAGCAAUUUUAGAGUGUGCACAAGAUAAAGCAAGACUCAUACAUUUCUCUACAUGUGAUGAUUUUAUUGCCUUGUCUAAAGACCUCUGGAAGCUAAAUCAAUCUCCUCUAGAUGAAUAUUGGGUUGGAUUCCUUGGGGGUGGUCUAGAUGAAUAUAGGGCCCGGAGAGUUUCUGCUGAUCAAAGAUUGGGUAACAAGACCAUUUCCUCCAAUGGUUAUGCAGGUGUUUUGGGAUGUUCCUGGUUUACAUCAGUAGAUUUAGGUGCCCAACCAUCCAAAGCUUUCUUAAGAAGUAUGUCAGCUGACCAGAUUACAGUAAGAAUGGAUUUUGUCCCUAUUAAGGAAACUGGAGAUUUAAGUUUAAAAGGUUUUAUUUGUGAAGUUGAAAAAUCAUGGACAUGUCCUGAUAAUUACAUCAUGUUUCAAGAAGAAUGUUAUCUGCUGAUUAACAAUCCACAAUCAUUUACAGAAGCACUAGUUCAUUGUAACACCAACGGAAGCUCCCUUUUUGAACCUAUGACAGAAUUUCAUAUACAGUUUAUUACUGAAUAUCUCAAACAAGAAAUGAUUGGCAGCACAACUGUGUGGACAGGAUACAGGAAGGAAUUAUAUGAAAUGAGUCUGGAUCAAAAUAAAUUUUAUCAUACUUCAGACUAUGUGGAAUCUUUCAGAAAGUUUCCAGGGAUAUCAGGAAGUGGUGACUGUGUUGGAAUGGAAUUACCUACAGCAGAGUUUAAGCUUCGGGAUUGUUCUUUAAAACUGCCAUACAUUUGUCAAGCUUUACAAAGUUCACACCCUGAUUCAAUAGAACUGAUGGGAAUUCCAGAGUAUGUCCAUCCUCUGAAUAAUGUAUCCAAGGACUCCAUUGAAAGAAAUGUAGGGUUCUCAGAUAUUUCAGUUUGGAAUACAGAACUGAACCAGCCAGCCCUAUUUAUGGAAUCUUCAGAGUCUUACAUUGAGGACAGAAAUACUAAGAGUAUUUCUGCCAAAGAAGGGUUAACCAUUGCACUCUGGAUAAAGAUUAAAACAAAUUCCAAUUUAAGUAUACCUAUAUUGGACACUGGUAGUGUGAACCCUUUAUAUCUUUAUUUUAGAAAUCGUCAAGUAAGGUUUAGAUAUUGUGUGAACACAGCUUGCACAGAGGCCAAUGUAAUGAUGUCACAUACAUUGAUUACACUUGAUCAUUGGACAUUUAUUGCUGUAACAUAUGAUACUGUAAAUAAUAUUGGAACUUUUUUCAUUAAUGAAACCUAUGGAUCUAGGGACAUUGAAGGAUCUUUCUUUAGCCUUAACACUGAAGGAUGGUUCCAAAACUAUGCUGUAGGUGAAAGCAUUAAAAUUGGUGCAACAAAUACAGAAGAGCUCGGAUUUCUUGGAGAAAUGUCAUGCCUUCAAAUUUUGAACAAGUACCUGUCCCCAUCACAAGUGUAUCAACUUUCAAAGAUAUGUCAUGUCAAUGCCAGCUAUGAAAGAGCAAAGCCUUGUCCUGCAGGUUACCAUCUUCUUCAUGAUUAUUGUUAUAAACUAUCAGCAUCGGCACUGAGCUUCAGUGAUGCUGAACUUAACUGUACUUCAAAUCCAAAUGAAGCCUAUGUAACUAGACUUACCAUACCAGUAAACCAUCAGAUUCGGGAGAUUAUUGGUCUCAUUGCAAGGCAAUCAGUCAAUACCAGUCAUCUUUGGAUUGGAUUAGAUGCAUUUUCAGUACAUCCUAUUGGAACCAAAUGGAUCGACAGUUUUGGUACCGAGAGAACAGAUAUCCCAUGGGCCGAAAAUCAACCAAAUUCAUCUUUUCACUGUGUUGUCAUGGAUCUCACAUUAAACUUUAAAUAUAAAAGUGUAUCCUGUGAUGAAAGCUAUUUUUUCUUUUGCUCGACUCCUAAGAAUCCCAAGUUUGUAUGCCCUGAAGAUCAUUUCAGUUACAAGGGAAAAUGCAUCUUCAAGAGUACAGAGAUGAAAUCUUUAACUGAAGCAAAGCACACAUGUGCACUAAGAGGAGGAAUAGUGUUACCUUUAAAAAGUAAGGGUAUAUAUUCAUUCAUGAGAAAAUAUCUUUCAAUGGUACAGAGUAGAAAUGUUUAUGUUGGACUAAACAUGACUUCAAAGAUUAACCUAUUCACUGACGGUUCAUUGUACUCUUCUCAAUCCUAUGACUAUGAUGGAGAAGGUUCUAAACUUGAUGGACAUGAUUGUGCCUACCUCAAGGAAGGAAUCUGGUUUAAACCAAGAGGAAGCUCUUGUGUGGAAAAAUAUGAGUUUAUGUGCUUAUGGACUCCUCCAAAUUGUCCACCAGGGUUUGAUUUAUAUCCAGCUGAAAAAGAUGGGAAAACUUGCUAUUCAAUAUCUCAAGGAAUUUCUGAAUUUUCUGAUGAUAUCUGCAAAAGUAGCACUAACAAUUUGCAAAGAAGAGCACUCCCUAAAGAUCUCAAUGUUAUUCAGAAAGUAUUCCAAUGGAGUAGUCCAACAUGGGUAGAUGGAAGUACAGAGGAUGGAUUUACCUGGUCCUCGCAGAAUGAACGAAUCAAUGAUUUUGAUGCUCAUUUGGAUAUUAUUGACUUUUCCAAAGAACGUUCCUGGGUUUCUGCUGAAAAAAGUAAAGGAUACUUUAUGGAGGAUUCAACAAGAGCUACAACUCAACUCAAAUUCAAACCAAGUAUUUGCAGAACCUCAAAACAAGAAGUCUUCAACAUAAAUGGAACCUUUCUAACCAAAAGGCUUGAUACAAAUAAACCAGUGGUAAAAUUAUCCGGGGAUUCCAUGCAAAUUAAAUGGAUUUUCCAUAAAGGUGGGAUUGAUUCUACAGAUGCUGAUCAAACAAAUACAUUUUCAUUAAACAGUGUGAUAGGAACCAAUGUCACUAACUCUCCUGAGCUACAACUCACUGGUCACGAACUUGAAAACUCUUUGAAUUUUUUCUUAACACUGUCAUGUGAUUUCUCUGAAUUUACAGUAACUUUUAAUAAUUUGUGGAGCCAAUCUAUUGGAUAUAAUUCCACACUUCUGGAUGAAUUCACAGAGUUAACUAUUUCUGGGGCAGUGUCAAUACAUAAAGCUGGAUAUGGAGGAAAGGGUUGUCUGACUCUUGCACAGAAUGGAAGAAUAAUUCCAAAUUAUGGCCAUGAAUGUAAGAAGUCUCUUCCCAGCAUUUGUGAGUUUCAAGCUUGCUAUACCCAAGAUGGCUUUUCUUGCAUAAUUCCAUUUACUUACAAGAAUGUUUUGUAUAAAAAUUGCACAUCUCAAGACUUGUAUAAACCUUGGUGCCCCACAGGAUUAGACUUCCACGGUAAUAUAACAUCAUGGGGUUUUUGUUUGGAAGACUGUCCCUUUGAACCACCAUCUCCUUCCUGCUUAGAACCUCCUCCGGUACCAUCAUUUGCAUCCUUUGGCAGUGAUGAGAAGAAUUUUUAUUCUUCCUGGUUUGAGAUUCAUGCACAAGAAGACUCAGUUUAUAAAUUAACAAAUGUCCGGAUUAGGCAACAUCAUCCUGAAUGGUUCUAUGACAAGUUGAAUAUAACGGAUGAAGUUCAAAUUUUUACAUCAAAUAGUUCUGCCAAUUUUAAGGAAAUCUAUGGAACAAUGCCUAAAGGAACGAUUGUGAAUUAUACUUGCCCUCUAGGAUAUGUUUUUAAUGAUUCCUUCAAUAUAUUUUUUGAGGCUGUUUGCCAAAAUUGGACUUGGAUUUCCUCCUUCAAUAAUGCAUCCAAAUGUGUUCCUGUUGUGUGCGAUGAAGAGGUUCCUCAAAGUCCAAAUAAUACUAUCAAAGCAACUAAUGAUGCUCUCAGCAGAAGAAAAUCUGAACCUGACUGGAACUCCUAUUUAAAAAAAGUCAAGUACUCUUGUCCUCCUGGUCACGUAUUGGAACAACCUAAUAAUGACACUGAACAGGAUCUUGGGAUAGCAGAGUUUGAAGUUAUGUGUGACUCUGAUAGACAUUGGAGACCUGUUCUGUCCUAUAAUCCUUUCCCAAACCCUCCAAUUAUGCCAGAAUGUAUACCUAUCAACUGUACAGCUCCCUACAUUAUACCAAAAAAUGGUCAGGCUACCAUGAAUUGGACUGAAGUCAUUGGAAUGUCUCGGCCUUAUGGAAGCAUAAUUGAAUAUCAGUGCACAAUGAAGGGAUGGGGUUACAUGCAUAAUGGUUUAAGCCAGACUAUUUCAUCAUGUCUUAGUAAUGGAGAAUGGAAUGUCACUGACGUGCCUUCAUGCAUUAAACUGCCAUGUCCUGACCAGCCUCCACCUAUUCCAGAAGGUUCUGGAGCAAUGAGGAUUUACAACCCUGAUGUGACCAGGUACAAAUGCAAGAAUGGUUACAUGUUCUCAAAUGGAGAUUUUCCUUUCUUGGAUAAUGAAUGCCUUCCAACUAAGAAAUGGUCAAUGAGUAUUCUAUUACCUUGUAUAAAGAGAAGGUGCACAGAGCCCCCUCCUCCUCCUCUGUACAAGUAUGAAAGGAUCUGGUUCAACAAAGUAAAUGAACUUGGAGACAAGGUUAUCUAUCGAUGUCCAGCAGGGAAGCUCUUAGACAUUCCACUUCCUUCUGGGUACCCGGCUCUGAACGGAUGGAACUGGGGACGAUAUGGAACAAUGGCACAUCCUCAAAGGGAUCAAGAAGUAUUCUGUGUGUGGAAGCAUGAUAUUAGUCAAGGGUUUAAUGAUUCAAUGGUAUGGUGGCCUCAGACACUCCAACCUUGUAAUGGUAAGGUCAAACUAUUGAGAAGAAAGAAUAAGAAUGUACAAUAUAAAGAAAAAAGUUUCUCUAACACCUUUAUUUUCAUGCUUCAUGGAAUCAACGUGGCAUAACAUAAAUAAAAAACUUCAGUUAUUUCGUUUUUUAUUUACGUUAUUUACCACAAUGGCCUUUUCUGUAUAGUAACAGGUAAGAAAUUAUUUUUAUAUCAAGGGAAAAAAAUGCCAAAAAAUAAUUAAAUAGAGCCUAGCGGAAUAUCUUAGCCUUAAUGUAUCUGUACAUAUAGCCUAAGCUAAUCUGCAAAACAAUAAAAACUAUUAUUAUGAUAUCGUAAUCGUGUCUCCAGAUAAUAAUGUUGUUUAUGUAUAUUGUGAUAAUUAUAAUAUUGUAUUAACUCUUUUAUUAAUAGGAGGAAGGACUUUAUAUAUAAAGGUAUUAUACACAUUUUUAGAUUCUUUCUAGGUUUAAAUCUUUUCAGUCUAGGUUUGCCAGGAAAUGAUUAAAAAAAGAGGAUUUUGAGAAAAUAUUUGAAAGAGAUGCAGCUUAAAUAUCUGUGUUAAGACUGAAAACCUUUUUUUAAUACAGUGAUAACCAGAAAACUAUAGAAUGGUAACACGACAUUAAAGUAAAACAGAAGUGCCUUCAAAGCACAUAUUUUUACUAUAAAGGCUAUCAAAUUAUUUAAUAAGUGAAAUGGGUCUGUUUACGCUGCACAAUUGCUGUGUCUUAUGUCGACUUCCUAUUCCAGAGUUUGAUGAAUAUCAUUGUUUAUGUAUACUGUAUUUUUGAUAAAAUUCUAU